Linepithema humile (Argentine ant) is the source of this 1707-nucleotide messenger RNA. The record is from RefSeq and is a predicted model, not a curated record. Lineage: Eukaryota; Metazoa; Arthropoda; Insecta; Hymenoptera; Formicidae.
ACGGACACAAUGUCAGAUAUUAUAGUAACAAAAGAAAACGUGUGGCAAUAUUUCGAAAAAGUGUCGGAUUUCCAAGCAAAAUGCAAGAUUUGCGCACAAAAAUAUACUUACAUCAAUCCAAUUUUUUAUCAGCAUAUAAAAAGAAAACAUGCUGAAAUAUUUGAUUACGAAGAAACAUGUAAAGGACGACACGAAUGGAUUUGCUUCAAGUACAACGAUACUUCUACCUUACAAUGUCUUUUCUGUCGUCAGAAUUUUCAAUCUAAUUUUCAAUCUAUAGCAUAUCAUUUACACCAGAAGCAUGUUAACGAAGUGGAGAAUUACGUACUUUACGAUUGGACAUGGAAAUAUUGUACGAGAAUUAGUGAUUUUCAAAUAAAAUGUACGGUGUGUACGCAGGAAUUAUAUGUUCUUCAUUAUCAGCAUUUAAAUAAACAUAUAGUAAGUAAACAUUCGGAAGAAUUGAGAAAUGCCCAAGAAACACGCGACAAAAUUCUUUCGUCAGAAUCCGUUAUGAAUUCAAACAUUAUGGAAGUUAAAGAAAACAUAUGGAAAUAUUAUACCAAAUUGCCGAAUUUUCGAGCAAGAUGCAAAUUGCAAAAUUGCAACUAUGAAUGUUAUUAUAUUUCUUCUACAAACAUUUCUAUGCAUAUACAAGACAAACAUAAAGCAACCUUUAAAUGGGAGAUCAAUCACACCAAUCAAAAACCAUGGAUAUAUUUUAAGUAUUCGUUUGAAUAUAUUUCCGAUAAAGAGAUACCAUACUCAAAAUGUCUCAUGUGUGGUGAAUUCUUCCUGGUUGAUUGUGAAUCUACAACGACACAUCUGUUACAGAAGCAUUCUGAGGAAGAACUAAGUAAUUUUGUAGAUAACCCUUGGAUGAUGAAAUAUUAUAAAGUAAGUGAUGACAAUCCAGAGAUCAAAUGUACUAUUUGUUGCAAAAACAUAACCAUUAAUAUUUUGCCUUUUGUAUCUAAUCAUAUAAUUGAAAAUCAUUCGAAAGAAUUGCAUUUCAAUAUAUCUACAAAAGAUAUGGAAAAACUGUGCCAAAAUUAUAUAUUAGAGGAUUUUCAAGCAAAAUGCCAAUUUUGCAACUUUCAAUCUUGUUACGUCAAUACAAUAAACUUUACUGAACACGUGAAAAAAGAACAUGAAGAAACAUACAAUCACGAAGCAGCACACGAACACACAUAUCCAUGGAUGUACUUCACGUAUUUUACUUCAUAUUACUUACAAUGUCGUUGCUGUGAUAAUGUUGUUGAGUGUAUUUAUGAUUUUUUAAUAACGCACUUGGACAAUCAUUCUUUUGAGUCUUUUCAUAACACAUUAUUUCGCAAGAGUGGCUGGGAACAGAAAUACUAUGCACAAAGUAGUGAUUUUGAGGUGCAAUGUAAUAUUUGUAGCAGCAAAAUAUCUCUUAACAUUCCGUUAUGGUAUUUCGAUCGACACAUUGCAACUACACAUCCGAACAGGCUGACAAGUACACAAAGACCGCAUGACAUAGCUGGACCCUCAGGAAGCCAACCAAACUGAAGAAAACAGGUUUAUCCAGAGUUUAACAAUGAGAGUGAUGGUAACAGCGUUCAAGUAAGACUACAAUCGACGAAAGCAAACCUGAUUUAAGAAAUCUAAGGUCUUAGUAAUCUAAAGAUUUAAGAAAUCUAAAACAAGAAAAAUGACUUAAUUCUGAAAAUAGAUGAUUAAAAA